This is a messenger RNA of Elaeis guineensis (African oil palm), 1620 nucleotides long. Lineage: Eukaryota; Viridiplantae; Streptophyta; Magnoliopsida; Arecales; Arecaceae. The record is from RefSeq and is a predicted model, not a curated record.
AUGGAGUGGUGGGGCACUCAUGGUGGUGCUCAAGCUACAGGAGGCGGGAAAGGAGGGAAGUGGGAGCUUCUCCUCAACAACUCCGGCGUGGUGGCCAUGCACAUGACCCUCACCCAUCGCAACACCGUCCUCAUGUUCGACCAGACCAGCGCCGGCCCCUCGCAGUAUCGCCUCCGCCCCUCCGGCAAGCGGUGCACCGACGACGUCUACGAUCCCACCUGCUGGGCUCACUCCGUCGAGUACGACAUCGCCACCAACACGAUCCGCCCCCUCGUCAUCGACACCGACACCUGGUGCUCCUCCGGCGCCUUCCUCGGCAACGGCACCCUCGCCCAGACUGGCGGCUUCGGAAACGGCACUCGGAAAGUUCGUUACUUCAACCCUUGCUCCGACCGCCGCUGCGAUUGGAUCGAGUCGGAGAAAUUGCUCGCCAGUAACCGGUGGUACGCGACGAACCAGAUACUCCCGGAGAAGGACCGAGUCUUCAUCGUCGGCGGCCUCAAUGCCUUCGACUAUGAGUUCCUUCCUAAAUCCUCGGAGAAAGAAGGCGCCUUCGAGCUGCCGUUCUUGCGCCAGACUUAUGAUCGGAUGGUAGACAAGGGCAACAACUUAUAUCCCUUCGUGCACCUCUCUUCCGACGGCAAUCUAUUCAUCUUUGCGAACCGCGACUCGAUACUCUUCGACCACCACCACCACCAGAUUAUCAAGACGUUUCCUCGAAUCCCGGGGGAUGGGGCGCGGAACUACCCGAGCACCGGCUCAUCGGUGAUGCUCCCAUUAGAGCAUGAAGACGUGUUCCGUAAAGUGGAGAUUAUGGUAUGCGGAGGCUCCGUUUCCGGAGCGCCCCGGGCGGCGAAGCGGGGUCAGUUUUUGGAUGCCUUGAGGUCGUGCGGUCGGUUGGUGAUCACCGACGAGAACCCCGAGUGGGCGAUGGAGGAGAUGCCCGGGCCGCGGGUCAUGAACGACAUGCUGAUCCUCCCCACCGGCCAUAUCCUUAUCAUCAAUGGGGCGACGCAAGGGUGUGCCGGGUGGCAGAUGGCCACGAGAGCUUCCUACCACCCUCACCUCUACGAGCCGAAGGAGAGUGUAGGGAAGAGGUUCUCCGUACUAAACUCUACUGGGAUAGCGAGGAUGUACCACUCUUCAGCCAUUGUUCUCCCGGAUGGGAGGAUUUUGGUGGCAGGAAGUAAUCCAUAUCGGCGAUAUACCUUCGGUGUCGCCUAUCCAACCGAGCUGAGGGUGGAGGCCUUCACUCCUUACUACAUGGGGCGGUUCUUCGACUAUAAGAGGGCUCGGAACUUGUCGAUCCAAUAUGAUCGUGGAAGUGAUGGGAUUAGGUAUGGAGAAGAGUUCGGUGUAUGGUUUGAGCUUGAGAGGAAGCCAGCUGAUGUGGUGAAGUUUUAUGCUUACUCGCCGCCCUUUGCGACUCACUCAUUGUCCAUGAACCAGAGGAUGCUGAAGCUGGAGUGCAGAAGUAUGGUGAGGGACGUGGGUGGCCGGACGCAUGCCAUUCUCAAGGCUCCACCAUCUUCUAUUGUUGCGCCUUCUGGGUACUACUUGCUUACCGUGGUUAAUGGAGGGAUACCUAGUAAGUCCGAGUGGGUGAGGUUUAUCCAAUAA